This is a messenger RNA of Ostrea edulis (European flat oyster), 7516 nucleotides long. RefSeq lists its product as uncharacterized. NCBI's taxonomy places the organism in Eukaryota, Metazoa, Mollusca, Bivalvia, Ostreida, Ostreidae. The record is from RefSeq and is a predicted model, not a curated record. The transcript has 2 exons. Bases 138 to 1136 code for a protein of 332 amino acids.
GCGAGUUGUCCCGAUGACGGAGCGAGUUGUCUUCGGGGCGAGUUGUCCUGAUUGCUUCCUAAACCGAAAGUACGAUAGAUUUGUUUUUCUUAUGAAAAAGGUCUUUGGCACUACACUGAGGUUGUCGUAGCCAGAGGAUGUUAUUUAGAGUGGUGUAUGGACUGAUUUUCCUUGCUGCCAGCAUUCAGCUGUCCUUGCAGCCAAACAGAAAAUGUAAAUGCAAAGUAGGAAUCUUAAAAGAAGUGCUAGUAAUACCUAGGAAUAAAUGUGAAUUUGUGGAGUUUACUAAAAACCUAACUUGUCAGUGUGACUGUUCUGAUGGUGAAGAGCAAACAUACCUCCAUUAUGUUCCCAGUAGCACUGCCAAUAAAACUUACAUUAUGUGUGAGUAUAAACAACUUGUAUUUGGAGAAUGUUUAGAGUAUAAUGAAGGGGGGGAAAAAAUGCAAUCCAACAAUGAACUAUGUACAGAACACGCAUGUUCUCCCUGCAAAUCAACCUAUAAGUCAACAGAGAGUUAUCUAUAUCCUCAAUGUUUUAAAUUUGGAGGCUUGCUAACAGAAAAGGAAAAGGCAGCAAAGGAUGAUUGUACAGGGAGCAAAGAAACACACUUGUAUGCAUUGUUACCUAUUACUUUAAUUUUGGGAUUUUUCAUUGGUCAUUAUUGGAAAGACUGGAAAACUAAGUGUGUAAGCUUUUUCAACAAGAGAAGUGAAUACAGACUGUGUCCAUCUGACGAAUCAAUCAAGUCGAGAAGUGUAUACUUACCAUUUAAUGAAUCAAACACACAGACCAGUGUUGAGGUGCCACUUAAUGAAUCAAACACACUAACCAGUGUUGACUUGCCUCCUGAUGAAUCAAACACAAUGACCAGUGUUGACUUGCCACUUAAUGAAUCAAACACACAGACCAGUGUUGACCUGCCUCCUGAUGAAUCAAACACACUAACCAGUGUUGACUUGCCUCCUGAUGAAUCAAAGAAGUCAAGAAUUGAUGGCGUUCCGCCGGAUGAAACAAACAUGUCAAGUAUUGCUGACUCUCAACUUACUACAUCCGACAUGACACUCGUUCAAAAAUAUGACUUGAAUGACAUGGAUGAAGAUACUUCUUUUAUAAUUACAAUUGAUAAAUUAUAACAAUUGUUAGUCCCCUAUAGGCAGAGCAGAUGGGACUUAUGGUUUGCACUCUAUCAGUCCAGUAAAUCAGUUUUCUGCACUUUUUAAAACCUCACUUGAGCUGAAAAUUCUCAUCACUGUAUGCCAUACAUCUGUCUAUCCAUAAUGUUUUAACAUUUUCGACUUUUAAAGAACCAAGGGCUAAUUUUAGCUUAACUUGCCACAAAGCAUGUUUAGGUAAAGAGGAUUCAAUUUUAUUGAAAUGAAGUGCAACAUGCUUUUUGAAUUGGAAAUAAUUAAGAAAUAAUGCAAAUUUUGUGGCAUCUUUAAACAACCACUUGACCAAUUUCAAACACACAUGGCAUAAAUCAUCCUUUGGUAAAAGAGAUUCACAUUUCAUGAUUUGUUCAAAUGAAGGGCAAUGCUCUCUCAAACAGGAGGUAAUAUUUGAAACUUUCAUGAAAACUUCUUGACAUAGACGUGUAGAUUCAAGUUUAUUCAAAUCAUGGCGUCAGGGAGUAGGAUGGAGCCACGAUAAGGUAUCAAAGUUUUCCAUGGUGAUAUAUAGGAUAAAUCUUCAAAUAUCUUCUCAAGAAUAACAGGGUCAUGAUUACUCAUAUUAAUGUGCAAGCAUUCCCAGGUAGUGCAGAUUAGAUUCAAAUUAUGGUCUCCUGGGGUAGACCACAAUAGGGAAUCAAAGUUUCACAUAGAUAUGUAUGGGAAAAUUAGAUCUUUAAAAAUAGUACAACAGGAUCAUGAAUACUCAUAUUAAUAUGCAAGCAUCCUCGGGGAGUACAGAUUGAAGUUUGAUCAAAUCAUAACCACUGGGGUUAGGAUGGGGCCACAAUAGGGGAUCAAAUUUUUUAGCUCACCUGAGCUGAAAGCUCAAGUGAGCUCUUCUUAUCACUGAUUGGCUGUCCGUCUGUAAACUUUUCACAUUUUCGACUUCUUCUCCAGAACCGCUAGCCCAAUUUCAACCAAACUAGGCAAAAAGUAUCCUUGGGGUGAAGGGCUUUCAAGUUUGUUCAAAUGAAGGGUCAUGCCCUCUUCAAAGGGAGAUAAUCACAAAAAUGCUAAAUUGGAGUGGGUUCAUUUAAAAAUCUUCUUCUCAAGAACCCUUGGGCCAGGAAAGAACAAAUUUAACAAGGUUAGGAUGGGUUCAUAAAUGGGGAUCAACGUUUUACAUACAAAUAUAUAGGGAAAAUCUUUAAAAAUCCUCCUCUCAAGAACCACUGAGCCAGGAAAGUACAAAUUUACAUGAAAGCUUCCUGACAUUUUGCAGAUUCAAGGUUGUAAACAUCAUGGCCCCCAGGGGUAGGUUGAGGCCACAAUGGGGAUCAAAGUUUUAGAUGCAGAUACAUAUAUAUUGGAAACAUUUUAAAAUAUGGGCUACGGUGAAGAUGUGCAUGUGUCUGUUUGAAAGUGAUCAGACAUUUUUCAAAAAAUUUACAGGUGGUUGAACUUUUUUAAGCAUAUCUUGAAUAGAUGGUAUUUAUUUUUGUAAUCAUCUCCUCUUACAUCAUUUAUUUGACAUCCUUCAGACCUUGUACAGCUGUUAUGAAAGCAUUGAAGAUGUGCAUGUGUCUUUUUGGAAGUGAUAAGACAUUCUUUGAAAAAUUUACAAGUACGUGAUGUAGUUGAAUUUUGUUAUUUUUUAAGCAUGAUACAUGUACCUACUCUGUGUAACCAACUCCUCUCACAGCUGUUACUUGACAUUUUUCAGACCAUGUACAUUAUAGAUGUUAUAAAAAUAUUGAAAAUAUAACAUGUAUGUGAUAAUAAGUUUAAAAGUGCUCCUGUGUAUUUAGUUAUUUUAAUUUUGUUUUGUUUUGGGGGGUUUUCUGAAAAAUUCUACAUUUUUCUAUAUGUCUUGUACUGCUGUUUCUAUGAUGAAUAAUAUUGUAAAGCAACCCAGUCAUUUCUGAAUUUUUAAAUCGAUUAUAUUUUAUAACUUCAGAAUGUAUUGGAGUGUAUGUAAAUACAUACAUGUAUAAAUCAAUGACAUGUUUACGAUGGUUGUCCCAAAAUUCCAUGAACUGGACUUAUAACUUUUCCAGUAUCAAUUUAAUUUUAUAAAAACUGUAGUAUAUUGCCAAUUAUACCAUUGUUGACCAAUACCCAAAAUUUCAACUUGUACUUUAAGAAAAUUAAUUCUUUUACAAUAAGGUUGUGCUUUGUGGCACAAUUUGCGACGUCAAAUUUUAUCACAGUGUUUUACAUAGUUUAUCCUUUGAACAUGAUAUCCUUCUUUCUUUUUCUUCAUUUUUAAAAGCUGAGGUACGCAUGCAUUGUGCUCAUACCCUAUGUAUUCCUAAAUUACCCAUUGUAAUGGGGGUGAACAAACGAUUUGCUGAUUCCCAAAUUUCUUCAAUCUAUCAUGCACUCCGAUGUCUGUCUUCCAGAAUAGUGUAAUUCAGUAAUUUAACCGUUUUUUGUAUAUAUUUAUAUUGUAUUAAAAAGUUACUGUAUAUGAACAAUAUUAUAAAUUUAUCUAUUAUAAAUUAUUUUUAUGCCCCCGAGAUCGAAGAUGUUUUUGUCCUGUCUGUCAUUCUGUCUGAAACUUUAACCUUGCUAAUAACUUUUGAAUAGUAAGUGAUAGAGCUUUGAUAUUUCACAUAAGUAUUCCUUGUGACAAGACCUUUCCGUGGGUACCAACAUUUUUGACCCCUUGACCUUGGAGUUUGACCUACUUUUUGAAAACUUUAACCUUGCUGAUAACUUUUGAACAAUAAGUGAUAGAGUUUUGAUAUUUCACAUGAGUAUUCCUUGUGACAAGACCUUUCCGUGGGCACCAACAUUUUUAACCCCGUGACCUUGACCUUGGAGUUUGACCUACUUUUUGAAAACUUUAACCUUACUGAUAACUUUUGAACAAUAAGUGAUAAAGCUUUGAUAUUUCACAUGAGUAUUCCUUUUGACAAGACCUUUCCUUGGGUACCAACAUUUUUGACCCCGUGACUUUGACCUACUUUUUGAAAACUUUAACCUUGCUAAUAACUUUUGAACAAUAAGUGAUAGAACUUUGAUAUUUCACAUGAGUAUUUCUUGUGGCAAGAACUUUUCGUGGGUACCAACAUUUUUGACCCCGUGACCUUGACCUUGGAGUUUGACGUACUUUUUGAAAACUUUAACCUUACUGAUAACUUUUGAACAAUAAGUGAUAGAGCUUUGAUAUUUCACAUGAGUGUUCCUUGUGACAAGACCUUUCCUUGGGUACCAACAUUUUUGACCCCGUGACUUUGACCUACUUUUUGAAAACUUUAACCUUGCAAAUACCUUUUGAACCAUAAAUGAUAGAGCUUUGAUAUUUCACAUGAGUAUUCCUUGUGACAAGACCUUUCCGUAGGUAUUGAACCUUUUGACCUUGACAUUUGACCUACUUUUAAUUUUUUUUUUUACAUUGAUCAUUACUUCUAAAUGGUAAAUAUUAGAGCUUUCAUAUUGUACAUAAGCAUUUCUUUUGACAAGAUCUUUCUACUGGUACCAAGAUAUUUGCCCUUGUGACCUUGGCCAUCUUCGGAAUUGGCCAUUUUCGGGGGCAUUUGUGUUUCACAAACACAUCUUGUUUUGAAUUCCAUUUUAGUAAUAUAUUAAUUAUAUGUAUUACAAAUUCUAGAACCACAAGGUAACUAAUUUUUAUACAUGUAUAGUAACUAUUAUAAAAACUUAUACAUGUAUGAACUGUAAAUAAAACAAGAUACUCUAUUUUAAUUUGCUAGUUUUAUACUGUUUUUCAAAUGUCUUAAAAGCUAACCUUACAAGCAUGUUAUGUUUAUAUGUUUAUGUUGAUGUAAUUGUGAUCAUUCUGUCUUUGUCAUGAUCAUGUACAGAGUGCUAAUGCAAAACACAAUUUAUUUAUUUUUACAUUGAUAUAAUGGAAAUACAUUGAGCUAUUUUCUAUGCCUGUCUUUAGAUGGGAUGUAUUAUGGUAUUGGUACAGUGAUGUCUGUAUGUCCAUCUGUUCUGGGUUUUCUGUUUCUAAUUUCAUUUCUCUGUCACAUAUCAAGCUGAAACUUGCUAUGUAGCUUCAUUGUGGAUCACUCUAGAUCUUGUUGCAAUUUUGAUCCAUUUCAACCUCUCUUGCAGGAGUUUUGCCCCUUUAUUUGAAAAUUAUUGUUAUAUGAAGGGUACAUAAUUUGUCCGGCUAACUCCUUCCACAGUUUUCAAGUGAGGACCAUCUUGAUUUACAGAGUGUUUGUAUGGAUAUUGAAGAUGUGCAUGUGGCAAGGAUUUUGAUUUUCUUCAAUAUUUUGAGAUUAUUACAGGUUGUUGAACUUGGUCCGUUUUGAGAAAAUAUUGCAAAGAGAGUACAUGAUUUGUUGAUGCAGUGACCUUCUCCCACAGUUUUCAAGUGAGAACUUUCUCAUUUUACAGACAGUUUAUAUGGGUAUUGAAGAUGUGCAAUGUGGCAAGGAUUUUUAUUUCCUUCAUUUUUUGGAUAAUUACUGGUUAUUGAACUUUAAUAGUCAAUUUUUAGCUCACCUGAGCUGAAAGCUUAAGUGAGCUUUUCUGAUCACUUGUGCGCCAUUUGUCUGCAAACUUUUUUACAUUUUCGACUUCUCCAGAACCACUGGGCCAAUUUCAUUCAAACUUGGCCAAAAGCAUCCUUGGGUGAAGGGCUUUCACAUUGGUUCAAAUGAAGGGUAAUGCCCCCCUUCAAAGGGGAGAUAAUCACAAAAAUGCAAAAUAAGGUGGGGUGAUUUAAAACACUGCUUCUCAAGAACCACUUCACCAGAAAAACUUAAAUUUACAUGAAAGCUUCCUGACAUAAUGCAAAUUUAAGUUUGUUAAAAUCAUGGCCCCCGGGGGUAGGAUGGUGCCACAAUAGGGUAUCAAAGUUCUACAUAUGAAUAUAAAGGAAAAAUCUUUUAAAAACUUCUUCUCAUGAACCACUAAGCCAGAAAAGCUGAGAUUUACAUGAAAGCUUCUUGACAUAAUGCAGAUUCAAGUUUGUUAAAACCAUGUCCCCUGGCCCCAGAGGUAGGAUGGGGCCGCAAUAGAGGAUCAAAGUUUUAGAUACAAAUUGAUAGGAAAAAUAUUCUCAAGAACCAAUAAGCCAUGAAAGCUUAUGUUUCCUGACAGUGCGUGCAAAUUCAAGUUUGUUAAAACCAUGUCUCCUUGGGGGGGGGGGGGGGGGGGCACAAUAGGGGAUCAAAGUUUUACAUACGAAAUAUAUAGGAAAAUCUUCUCAAAAACUACUGGGCCAGGAAAGUGGAAAUUUACAUGAAAGCUUCCUGACAUAGUGCAGAUUCAAGUUUGUUAAAAUCAUGGACCCCAGGAGUAAGUUGAGGUGGUGGCAAUAUGGGAUCAUAGAUUUACAUACAAAUAUAUAGGGUACAUCUUUAAAAACCUUCUCAAGAACCACUGAGCCAGAAAUGCUGAGAUUAAUUUGAAAGCUUCCUCACAUAGUGCAGAUUCAAGUUUGUUAAACUCAUGACCCCUGGGGCUAGGAUGGGGUCACAAUAGGGGAUCAAAGUUUUACAUUACUAAUAGAUAGAAAAAAAAUAGUUAAGAAUUUCUCCUUAAGAACCAUUGGGCCAAAGAAGUUUACAUUUGCACGAAAGCUACCUGACAUGGUGCAGAUUCAAGUUUGUCAAUAUCAAGGUCCCCAGGGGUAUUAGAUGGGGCAAAAGUAGGGAGUCAAAAUUUUACAUACAAAUAUAUAGGGGAAAUUAUUAAAAAUCACUGGGCCAGAAAAGUGUAUGUUUACAUGAAAGCUUCCAGACUUAGUACAGAUACGAGUUUAUAAAGGUCAUGGUCCCCGGGAGUAGGUUGGGGCUACAAUUGGGAUCAAAGUUUUGAAUGCGAAUAUAUAGGGAAAAUCUUUAGAUAUGAGCUAAGGUGACUCAGGUGAGCAAUGUGGCCCAUGGGCUUCUUGUUAGGAAUUCAUAGAUAGUACAUGAUUUGUCUGUUUUUCCUUCCACAGUUUUCAAGUGAGGAACUUCUUAUUUCACAGGGUAUUUGAAUGUACAUAUGGCAAGGAUUUUGAUUUCCUUCAUUUUUUUUUAAAAAGAAAAUUACAGGUUGUUGAACUUAGUCAGUUUUGAGGAAAUAUUGCAUAGAGAGUACCUGAUUUAUCUUUUAUUUUCUCCUUCUACAGAUUUUAAGUGAGGACCGUCUUAUUUUACAGAAUACUUUAUGAAUAUGGAAGAUGUACAUGUGGCAAGGAUUUUGGAUUUUCUUUAUUUUAUUUUUUUUUACAAAAAAUUACAGGUUGUUGAACUUAGUCCAUUUUUAGAAAAGAUCCAUAUUAUGCAAAGAAAGUAUGUCACAGCUUGUUGAUGGCUGAUACUACCUGAAGAAAGUUCUACAAAACACCCUAUGAAUAAAGCAUUUUCACUGGCGUAUUAUGUACUGUUUGCGGUACUCUUGUUCUUUCAUUAAAUACAUUCUACAAAUGA